AUGGGCUUCACUUCACCAUUGUCGACCUGGAGUUUGGGACAGCAAUUAGGUCUUGCAUUGGUUAUCUUGACGCUUGCCCUCGUGUCAGUCGUUAUCUAUGGCUGCUUCUUGCAUCCUCUCCGCCACGUUCCUGGCCCAUUUCUGGCCAAAUUCUCUCCGCUAUGGAUUAUGAGGGCUCUGCACCGCAUGCGAUUUAACUCGGAACUGCAAGCUCUCCAUCAACAAUACGGAAACGUCGUGCGAAUCGGACCCAACGAAGUCUCAUUUGCUUCACUUGAAGCAGAAACAGCAAUUUACGCGAAACAAGAGGACGGUCGCUUUUCCAAGGCUGGGACCUUCUUGACGCUUUUCUCGGACCUCGUACUGAACGCUCCGACCCUCAUUACCAUACCCGACCCUGUACUUCACAGGAAGUUGCACAAGGUGAUCCAGCAAGCCUUCACCCCUCAAGCGCUUGCAAGGCAAGAACCUAUCCAGAAGCUGCAUAUUGACAUGGCCAUGUCCGAAUUGGAAGAACUUGCCAAGAGCGGCGGUACCGUGGACAUUGCUGACACAUUGGAGACGAUGUUCUGGGAGAUCAUUGGUGAUCUUGCUUUCGGUGAACCUCUCAUGUCUGGAAAGCGUCCUACUUACGAGUCAUUGAAGCAGCUUGGUAAAUCAACGAUGCCCAUGGUCGAAGCCUUGAGCUUUUUCCUCGCCCUGCCUGGGAUUGCUUCAGUAUUUGGGAUUGCUAGAAGCCUCAUCACAGUAUUGCCGUUUCCGUCGCAAGUCUCCAAGCUUGUGCCAUCUUCUAAGUUGCGCGACUGCGCCGAAAGGCAAGACGGAAGAGAAGACUUCCUCACCGCUAUCAUGGGCAGCGAGAAGCAAGACCUGACGCUCGACGCGGAUGCAUUCUUCAGUAAUGCCAUGGGCCUGACCCUGGCCGGAUACCAGACAACAGCUACGACACUGGCCGCCACUUUCUACCACAUCUUGCGCUAUCCUGAGGCGUAUAACAGACUUUGCUUCGAGAUCCGCUCGGCCUUUGUCAGUGACGAAGAAAUCACAGGAGCGCGCCUUGGCAGGCUGCCAUUCCUGAACGCCUGUAUCCGGGAAACCCUGAGGUUGCUUCCACCCGCAAACGGCAAAACGGCACAGCGUACUGCUCCCUCAUGCACCAUUAAUGGGGUGCACAUCCCUGCCGGUACCACGGUCUCCGCUGAUCUUUACACAAUCCAAAGGUCGUCGGAGUAUUUCGCAGAUCCCGCCACGUUCCGCCCCGAGAGAUGGCUCGAUGUUGCGGAAGAUAGCGAGUUCAAGAGGGACAACAGGGCCGCUUAUCGUCCUUUCCUCAUUGGAAGUAGGGCAUGUAUCGGCAGGGAGAUGGCGCAGCAGAGCAUCCGACUUAUUGUUGGAAACUUGCUUUGGAAAUACGACUUUCAACAGCUGGAUCAGGACGGGUUUGUUUGGGAGCGCGACGCCGGCAGUAGCCUCAUUUACACGGACUACAAGGUCAUGGUACAUGUGAUGAAAGCCAGCGGCAGAUCAUAA
Molecule: messenger RNA, 1530 nt
Organism: Fusarium mangiferae
Lineage: Eukaryota; Fungi; Ascomycota; Sordariomycetes; Hypocreales; Nectriaceae
Exons: 7
Coding region: 1-1530 (509 amino acids)
Molecular function (GO): heme binding; monooxygenase activity; oxidoreductase activity, acting on paired donors, with incorporation or reduction of molecular oxygen
Source: RefSeq, a predicted model, not a curated record